AUGGAUCUCAUCGAGCGGUCCAAGCCAUUCAACACCUGCCCGAUGUACACCUGCGGAUGCGAUGAGAAAUAUGGUCUUGACGACGCGUUGAACGCCUACCGGAUACUGAAGGGCAAGGAUGCCUCGAUGGUCUGUUUCUAUCACGGGCCGAGAACUUGUGCUAACUGCCGCACGUUGCCGACGGUACUGUCGCCGAAGAAGUUCUUCGACCGGAUCACGCCAGAUGCAGGCAAGGUAAGCUCUCCCAUGGCUGCGCUGCGAAGAUAG
Messenger RNA from Cladophialophora carrionii CBS 160.54, 267 nucleotides. RefSeq lists its product as uncharacterized. The coding region runs from base 1 to 267 and encodes 88 amino acids. Lineage: Eukaryota; Fungi; Ascomycota; Eurotiomycetes; Chaetothyriales; Herpotrichiellaceae. The transcript is spliced from 2 exons. The record is from RefSeq and is a predicted model, not a curated record.